AUGGCCGACCCAAGUGGCUUCAGCCCUGUCGUAGUGAACUCUGCUACAUAUAUUGGCACUUUGGCAGUGUUUCUUCUCGCAAUGAAGGUGCCUGGAAUAUCUUUAACGCAUUUUCCUGCAACAGGUUCUCUCUUAGUCUCAAACAAUAAGAACUUUGCCACCAAUCAAGACUGGGAAUAUCUCUUCAUUAGUCUGUGGUCUGUUCACUUUCUACGGCGCACAGUUGAGGUACUUUUUGUUCACGAUUACCGUAGAAAAAUGCCCUUGAUCGAAAGUAUAGGGGCGCCCGUUUACUACUGGUUCUUUGCAUUUUGGACCGGAGUUGCACUGAGACACGAUAAUGGCUACAAACAAACCUUCCUGCCUCUGAUAGUUGUUGGCUCCAUCAUAUUCUUCCUCGGCGAAUUUGGAAACAGCUACUGUCACUUCAAACUGAAAGCUUUUCGCAAAGAGAGAAGACAGCAAUCUUUUUCUGAAAAAUCGCAACAUGUCAUUCCUCAUGGAUUUCUUUUCGAGUUUGUCUCGUGUCCACAUUACUUGUGUGAAAUUGUAUCUUGGAUUGGCUUCUUCAUCGCAACGUGGUCUCUCCCAUCAGCGCUGUUUCUCGUUGCAACGAUUCUAACACUUGUUACUUACUCAUACAAGAAGCACAAAGCUUAUCAGGAAGAAUUUAAUGGGACAGCUGGUAAAGAUUUGUAUCCGAAGAACCGGAAGGCGCUUGUUCCUUUCAUAUUUUGA
This is a messenger RNA of Porites evermanni, 738 nucleotides long. NCBI's taxonomy places the organism in Eukaryota, Metazoa, Cnidaria, Anthozoa, Scleractinia, Poritidae. The record is from the annotation of a GenBank genome assembly.